Molecule: messenger RNA, 1287 nt
Organism: Aspergillus novofumigatus IBT 16806
Lineage: Eukaryota; Fungi; Ascomycota; Eurotiomycetes; Eurotiales; Aspergillaceae
Exons: 6
Coding region: 72-1262 (396 amino acids)
Source: RefSeq, a predicted model, not a curated record
CCCGUAAUUUAUUUAUCCUCAGCUGAACCUAAUCCACGGGCGGUCUCUGCAAGGCAUAUAAGGAUACAACAAUGGCAGGCUUCUCAAGCUACCACCUGCAAGACCUAACAUUCACCGGGCCGCAGGGCACCAGAAAAUCCCCGUACGCAUCCGUCGCAAUCCUGGACCCGAUCAUCACGAUCGAACGACACCAUGGAAUAUACCAUAUCGCUGCGCGGUUUAAUAUCGAGACGGCGAUUUUGAAUUAUGCCACGCAGGAUAGUGACGCCCACGAGCUCUUCUUCCAAGACAUCUGUCUCCAGUACAAGAGUCCCCGGGACAACGAAACACUCCUCAUGAAGCCUGAUUCGGAUCCCACUGCUGCAUUAACCGUAUCCAGGGGCUUCACCUCGUCUUCGUCAGCCACCGUCGGUGCCACGGUAUCGCAGACACCCGCGGGGAAUGUUUCCUUGGGGCUUACGCGGUCCAGGUCGCUGACGGUAGAGUAUGCCAUGACGAGUUGGAGUUUGAGUGCGCAUCGAGUGGUGCAUGAUGAUGGGGCUUUUCCUGACGAGCAAGUUCGCUACCAGUGGUUCUGGGCCGGGACGCAAGACGAGUCGAGGAGGUUGUCAACCGAUCUGAGGCAUGCUGUUAAGCGGCAUGUUGUCGUGAAGCGGAUUGUCCCCGAGUACUUGAUCGUACCGCUAUCAGAUGAGGCGGCGGACGCAGUAACGACGUCCUCGCCUCCCGAGAAUACAACAGAGAGCCCGACAAAAGAGGAGGGACACGCGAAAACAGGAGAUCAAGAUCAGCCCUCUGACCUAAAUGUAAAUGCCAACGCCGAUGCCAACGUCAAAGACACGGCCAUAUACACCUGGGACUCCCUGCUCGACUUUAGUUUCUCUGUCCAGGUCCGAGUCAAAAAGCGGCUCAGCCGCCUGCACAGACUCGUCCUCCUGAGCAGCAACGAAGUUAAAGGAAAAUAUCUCCGCCCGGUUUAUACGGAGAGCUUCCGGUUCCGAGUUCCCGCGCUCAGGGAGAUGAUACCUCAGUGCGACACGGCUGAUAUUUCGGCUACCCUGAAUCAGAUUAAGAAAGAUUAUGAAAAUCGAAUGGAAGAACUCUCCGAGAAGGACUUUUUCGAGCUGGCUAGCGCUCACAUUCGGAAAGAGACGACCCAGCAACGUGAAAUGACUCGCGCAGAACGUAUCGCGCAUGGUAUAAAUAGGGCAGAAUUCAUGGCACCGCCUGUGCGUGCUAGGCAGAGUAGAAGGCAGAUGUAAGUGUAAGCGUAACCAUGAAUACCAG